AUGGCCCUGCCCCUUGCUGCCCCUGCCGUGCCCUCUGCACAGACCACCGGCCUUGCCUCUGUGGCCCUUCCCUCAGCCGCUCCCACGGCCCCACGGGCAGCGGCGCCAACGGCCGCAGCCGCGGUGGGCUUGGCCGCAGUGGCCGCGGGGCGACGCACGGCGAGGCAGCCCCGUGGUGGCUUCGCUGGCGCCAAGGUCACGCUGGAUGUGAAGGGCACGGCUGGCAGGUCGCUGAGCGAUGCCCGGGUGGUGGUCUGUGCCGGCGUCACCUUCCCGGAGGGGCGGAAACUCCGUGUGGCCGUGGUGGGAGGUGGUCCGGCUGGUGCAAGUGCGGCUGAUGCACUCGCACAGCAGGGAGUGGAGACCUUCCUGAUUGAGAGGAAGAUGGACAAUUGCAAGCCUUGUGGUGGUGCCAUUCCUCUUUGUAUGAUCGAUGAGUUUGACCUCCCCAAGGAUAUUGUUGAUCGCCAAGUGCGCAAGAUGACCAUGAUCUCACCCACCAACAAGGAGGUUCAGAUUGGUCAGACCCUGAAGGAUGACGAGUACAUCGGCAUGGUGAGACGUGAGGUGCUUGAUGACUUCCUAAGGCAACGUGCCAAGAAGAACGGGGCCACCUUGAUCAAUGGCCUCUUCAUGGGUAUGACUCUUCCGGAAAAGAAGGGUGACUCCUACGUCAUGACCUACAACGACUAUGACGGUGAGGAGGGCAACGCACGAAAGGGAGAGAAGAAGACCUUGGAAGUGGAUGUGGUGAUCGGCGCUGAUGGGGCCAAUAGCCGUGUGGCUAAGGACAUCGAAGCUGGAGACUAUGAAUAUGCCAUUGCCUUCCAGGAGCGCAUGCGCAUUCCGGAGCAGAAGAUGGAUUACUAUAAGGACCGAGCAGAGAUGUAUGUUGGUGAAGAUGUCUCCCCUGACUUCUACGCUUGGGUCUUCCCCAAGUGCGAUCAUGUGGCAGUUGGCACUGGCACAGUGGUGGACAAGAAGGGCAUCCAACGCUACCAACAGGGCAUCCGCGAUCGUGCGGCCACGCGCAUUGAGGGAGGCGACAUCAUCCGGGUCGAGGCUCACCCCAUCCCGGAACAUCCUAGGCCCUGGCGUGUCGAGGAUCGAGCCAUCUUGGUGGGAGAUGCUGCGGGGUAUGUGACCAAAUGCUCUGGAGAAGGCAUCUACUUUGCGGCCAAGAGUGGGCGCAUGUGUGCGGAGACCAUCGUGAAGAAUUCCCAGCAGGGAUCUCGCAUGAUCGAUGAGGCUGACUUGAUGGAGCACCUGCGUGAGUGGGAUGGCAAAUAUGGCCCAACGUAUUUGGUACUCGACCUGCUGCAGAAGAUUUUCUACACCAGCGAUGCUGCGCGUGAGAGUUUUGUGGAAUUGUGUGAGGAGGAGUAUGUCCAAAAGGUGACAUUUGACUCAUACCUCUACAAGACCGUGCAAGGGAACGAUCCUGUUGGUGAUUUGAAGCUUGGCUGGAAAACUUUGAGCUCCUUGUACAAGUACAAGAAUCAGAAGACGCCAGAUCCCAUGCGAACUCUUGUCUAGGCAGGAGGGUGACGCCAUUUGUUUUUCAUGUGACAAGAUGGGUAGCGGUUACCCUCCAGGGUCAUCAAGCAAAUGGUAAGCCAUUGACGAACGGGCGAUGUUAAAAAAGCCAUGUUUGAUUGCCAGAGGGUAUAGAUUUUGUCUAUGAUUUGAUCGAUUUUGUGGCCCAAGUAUGGGCCAGUAUGGGCCAGUGGCUGUGUACAGCUUUGUAGCUGCGACGUCAUCCAGCCUAUCUAUUUCACAUACCCUCUGCUUAUUUA
Molecule: messenger RNA, 1796 nt
Organism: Cladocopium goreaui
Lineage: Eukaryota; Dinophyceae; Suessiales; Symbiodiniaceae
Source: the annotation of a GenBank genome assembly